AUGAAAAAUAUAAUAAAAUAUUUAUUUAUUUUUCUUUGUUUUCUAAUUAUUACAGAAGCAACACAUUUCCGUUAUGGUACUAUUUCAUGGGCUCCAACCACAAAAUAUAACAACAUUAAAAUAACGGUGAAUUUAGCCUUCAGAACAGGAUAUUGGGGCAGUGUAGCAAUUGGUCAACAGAUUUCUCAUGGAAACAUUGAUUUUGGAGAUAAUACAAAAACUGGUCUUACAAUGACCGUUACAAGUAAGGAUACUGAUAAUGAAUGGUUUACUGCAACUUGGAGUGGAAUACAUGAAUAUUCUCCUCAACCAACAGCACAGACUAAAAACUACAUAGUCGUUUACAAAGAUUGUUGUAGAAUUAGCACACUUUUGAACAAUGGUGAUCAAUAUUGGCAUAUUUCAGCUGGAAUUCAAAUCGAUAGUUCAAAUGCAUUUCCUAAUGUCAAUUGGUCUCCAGUGACAAACAUGAUGCCAAUCGUUAGGGUUAUUGCUAAUAAAAAUAACAAUUUCCGUAUUAUCGCCAAUGACCAAAAUAAACAAACUGCUCUAUCUUAUAAAUUCACUGAUACUUGGACAAUGGAUCAACCACCUGGUAUGACCGUUGAUUCUAUAAAUGGUAACUGUUGGUUUUUGCCAACAAAAGAGGGUCUUUACUCCACUCAAAUUAAAGUAACCGAUGCUCUUGGUGCUUAUGUUGUAGUUGAUUUUCUUCUUCAAACAUACACUGAAGUUGGUAAAUGUGACCCAACCUGUUCAAAUGCUGAUGCCUCUUGCACUUCAAACUCCCAAUGUACAAAAUGUUCAAAUACUGGCUCCAACUCAAUCAAUACUUGUACAAAUAUACAAUCACCACCAGAAUUUAUCAUCCCAACACCAAAAAAUGGUGAAACAAUACUUUUCCCAAUUGAUAAAAGCUCUGAAUUUUAUCUUUCAUGUAAAACACCAUAUGCUUCCAGAACUGCAUCAAUUACCACAUCAAGUAUACCAACAGAGCUUGCAUUAACAACCACUUCAACAGGCCAAACCAAUUCGAUAAAAUACUCAUGGUCACCGAAAACUUCUUCAAUUGGUUCCUAUGUUAUUUCUGCUCUAUGUAAAGACUCUUCAGGAUUAACUUCCGAGGUCCGUUCAUUUACAAUCCGUAUUGAAAAACCUGAAUGUGGUAAUGGAGGAAUAAAGGGUGGUGACGGUAAAUGUGUUUGUAUAGGAAAUUGGGAUACUAUUUAUCAAUGUUUUGAAUGUAAGGAUGGUUUCUAUGGAGAUAAAUGUACUGUUUUACCACCAUGUAAAAAUGGUGUACCAAAUGGUGGUGUGAAUGGUGAUGGUAAAUGUUUAUGUAACAAUGGUUGGACUGGAAGUGAUUGUAGUGUCUCCAAUUCUCAAAGUUGUGGUUCAAUGACAAGUAGUAUUCUUUCUUCUUCAAAUGCUGUAUCAUCAUAUUUAAAUCCAAUUAAAGCUCAAGUUUAUCUAGCUAAUGAUAAAAAGUUUGAUUUUCCACUUGUUCUCAGUAUUCCAAGUACACUUUCUAAACUUGACGUUUACCUUUUGGUAGAUGCAAAUAUGAAUUCAGCUGCAACUUUUUUAAACAUAUAUAAUGGUAUGGAUAAUUUUAUUUCUUCAGUUAAAAAAUUUGCCGAAGAUACUCAGUUUGGUUUAGGUAUAUUCAGUGAUUACCCAAGUAAUUCUAUUACAUUCCAACCAAAUUCAAAUAUUGGUUCUGAUAUCUCCUCUGCUAUUCGUGAAUUUAAACCUUCAUCCUAUUCUUCCUCAUCAAACGGUAACUCACUUUUGGCUGCAACUCAAGCAUCAUCUGCACAAGUUGGUUGGAAUAGUGGUUCAUUUAAAGUUAUUGUAAUUAUUACCGAUAUUGAUUAUCAGGCAAAUCCAACAGAGAAAUCAAGUUUUACUAAUUCAUUGAUUGAUAAAUCUGUUGUUCCUGUUGUAAUCGGAUUUGGUUCUCCAAUUCCUAAUUGGGGAGCCUCAAUUUCAUCCAACGGAUUUGGAUAUACUGUACAAUCAGCAAUAACUUCUGGUGAUUGGUCAACAAAAGCAGCUGCUGGAAUUAAAGCUGUAUCAAGUAAACUCGUUUAUAAAUCAGGUGAAAUGGCCAAUGGUAAAUCUCUUGUUACUUCAUUACCAAUUGGUGAAACCAUUACACAAUCAACCCAAAAAACCGUUACAAUUUCUCUUUUAAAACCAGCAACUACAAAUAUUGAAUCACCAGUUGCAAAGGUGUCUGUUAUGGGUUAUGGACAAACUGUUAUUUCUAUUAAUUCCAAUCGUCAACCAACCGUAUCCAAUUCUGGUUUCUCUGUUGAUCAAAAUUCGUUUGCUACAUUCAAAUUGACAGGAAGUGAUGCAGAUUUAAAUAUUUUAACAUUUAAAUUUACAUCAUUUUUGGAUAGUACUGCAGGUAUUAUUACAAGUAGUUCAGGUGUGGAUGUUUCAACCCAAACAAAUACUUUUUAUUCAUCGACUGAAGUUUUCAAAUUUACACCAAAAAAGAAUUAUAUCGCCACUUCUUCAAUUUCAUUCAUUGCCAAUGAUGGUUGUGUUGAUAGUACUGCAGCAACUAUUACAAUCACUAUCAAUAGAAUUAACCAAGCACCAGAAUGUCAACCAAUAACAAUAAAUGCCUUGUUAAACCAACAAGUUGGAAUUUCAUUGAGUGCUAGUGAUUUCGAAGAUGUUGCAUCAAAGAUUGCUAUAUUUGUUUCCAACCCAUCGCCAUUGACUGUCUAUGGUUCAUUUAAUUAUCAAGAUAAACCAAUUACAACAACCACAACAAUUAAUAACCCAUGGCAAUUAACCUUUAAACAAAUUGUAAAUCCACCAUCAGCUAUAUCUGUUGGAGUUCCAUUUAAAUCAAGAGAUAGUGCCUCGCUUUAUUCAAAAGAAUGUUUAAUAACCGUUAAUUUUGUACACACUAAUGAAGCACCAAUUUCAUCAUCUUUAUCACCUGUCCCAGUUAAUCCAAGAGAUAAAACAACAAUAACUUUGACAUCCACAGAUUAUGACUCAACAAGUGCCACAUUUAAUAUUAAAUCAUUUACAACAGGUACUGAUGGUAAGGGUACUUUUUACAUUUGUCCACAAUUGGGUGAUUGUUCUUGUACAACAACACAAAUAAAAUUACAAAAAAACUAUGUAUCAAGCGCAGUUUCAUAUUCAACCAAUAUUGCCAAUCUUGGAAUUUGUUUCUCUAAUGAUCAAUCAAGUCAAAUUACCGAUUAUGCUUCUGUCACUUUUACUUCAACUGAUAACCAAGGUUUAGAAUCAUUACCAGUCACUGUAAAUAUUAAUGUUGUUGGUACUCGUCCAAAUAGUCCACCUACAAUUAUUUCAAUUCCGAAAUAUUCUGUUUUCCAAGAUUAUAAAGACUAUGAUAAAAGUAGUAAAAUAAUUGAUGGUACAGAUACAGACCAAGAUGAUUAUGACAAAUCCCAAGGUGUAAACAAUUUAAUUGCCGUUAUCACUGAGAAACCAAAAAAAGGUACACUAUAUUUGAAAAAUGAUGGUAGUGUCGCUUCAAAUUCCCCAGCUCCAAUGGAAAUUUAUUAUGUCCCAAAUCCAGGUACUUUUGGAGAUGAUACCUAUUCAUACAAAGUUAUUGAUACUCUUCAAGCUUCAUCAACCAUUGCAACUACAACUGUCUCUGUCAUUCAAAUUAAUCAUAAACCAUCUGUUAGUGCCGAUUCCUAUUCAUUUACAUCCCAAGAUGUCCAAUUCGAAAAAUCAUUAGUUACUAGUGAUUUCGAUGGAGACCAAGUAAAUUGUCAAGUUAUUGCACUUCCAAACCAAAUCAGUAUGUAUGAUUCUGAAGGUAUUUUAAUCACCCAAGUUCCUGCCAAACUUUCCAAAAAUUCUUACAGCUUUAGACUUUUAGAUCCUUCAUUGAUCAUACCUUCACCAUUUUCAAAUGUUCAAUCACAAUUUACUGUUAAUUGUUUGGAUGUUACUAGUAAAACCGAUCCAUUUGGCCCAUUACAAAGUGAUGAUCUUAUUGUAAAUGUUGGAUAUAUCUAUAUUAAUACUCCACCAAAAACUAAAACUCUUACUGUACAACUUGAUCAAGAUACAAGCAAGGCAUUUACAUUUAAUGGCGAUGAUAUUGAAACACCCACAUCGGAUCUUAAAGUAAAGAUUUUCUCAUUACCAACCAAUGGUAGACUUUCAAACCAAUAUGGCUACCUUAAUGGAACAUCCAUUUCCAGUAGAACUUAUUACCUCAAUGAAUUAACCUAUACUCCAAAUGCUGGUCUUUCCAAUUGGGACACUGAAGAUAAUAAUAGUCCACUCGAUAAAAUUUCAUAUGCUGUUUUAGAUAAAGGAGGUCUUUCUUCAGAGACUGAUUUAGUUUAUUUUAGUGUUAGACCAAGAAAUCCACCAAUUUAUACUGGUAAAGAUGAAAUUAAUGUAUUACAAAACACUCGUUAUCCAUUGACAAUCAUUGGUGAAAUUGGUAAUGGUGGCUCAUCUGUGGCAAUUAGUGUCGUUAGUUUCACUGGUAAUGGUACAUUAUAUGAAACAUUCAAUAUGGGUAGCGAAGGUACAAUUGAUAGACAAAUCUCAUCCUAUCCAGUCAAUAGAAGCGAUUCUUUGGUAGGAUCCUACUUUUAUGCAUAUAAACCACCACACAACCAAUAUGGAGAUGAUUUUGAUACAAUUACAUUCGUACUUAUUGAUGGUGAUCUUGUUUCAAAGAUUUAUACUGUCACUGUUAAUGUUAUUCAUGUAAAUCAACCACCAACAAUCAAAUUAAUUAGUUAUAAAGUUUUGGGAGGUUCUGGUAAAGAAAUUGAAUUUGGUUCAAAUUCAACUGUUAAUAUGAAUAUAAAUACCAUGGCACUUGUUAAAUAUAUUGGUAACGAUAUUGAUAAAGAUCAAGUUGGUCCAUUAGGUUCCAAAGUUUUAAAUAUUCCUUUAACUGGUACCAUUUAUAAAUUUAAUAAUGAAACAACUCCAUUAGGUGCCAUUAUUAAAGACAAAAAUUUAAAUAUUGAAAGAAAUGAUGAUGGUUUCUAUUAUUUUGUAUUUGUUCCAAUUAAAGGUAGUACCGGUCAAGGAUAUGCUCGUGUUCCAUUGAUUGUCAUUGAUGAUGGUGGUCUCGUUUCUCCAUCUGAAUCUGUUGACUUCAAUGUAAACAAUAUUAAUAUUCCACCAGUAAUUACAAUUGAUAAAGAAAAGAGAUCUUAUUCUCUUCUAACCAAUCUUACAAUAUCUGCAACCAAGAUAACAUUUGAUGACCCAGAUUCUAAAAACAAUGAUGUGUCAAUUACCAUUUCAAUUGUUGGUGAAAAAGAUGAAACUGUUGUACCAUUUUCAAAUGUUAGCUUCACUGUUACCACUGGUAAAGCAACAUGUAAACCUGAUUCAACUUUAUCAAGUAUUACUUGUGUUGGUAAAAAAUCAGAACUUAAUAAAGUAAUCUCCAAAAUUGAUAUUAUUGCAAAAGUAGCUGGAAAUUAUCGUCUUAAAGUAUUUGUUGAUGAUUUAGGUUAUAAUUCACCAAUUUCAAUUAGAAGUUCAACACAUUUGAACGCUACCGAUUAUGUAACUUUGCAAAUUUCCUCGCCAGAAGUAACAACUCAAAAUUCUAGUAAUAAAACUGUUUUAUCUGGUGCUAUUGCUGGUGCUGCCGCUGGUACUGCUUUGAUUGCUGCCGCUAUGUGGAAAAUGUUAAGAAAAGCUGCUCCACCAACUGAUGCAUUCUUUGAUGAAGGUGCUUUCCUUGGUGAUGGUGUUAACUCUAAUCCAAUGUAUCAAGAAUCAAAGAAUGGUGGUGAAAAUCCAUUAUACUUGGCUUCAAAUGAAACAUUAUAG
Messenger RNA from Dictyostelium discoideum AX4, 5826 nucleotides. It is a transcript of the gene sibB, whose product is annotated as type A von Willebrand factor domain-containing protein. The record is from RefSeq and is a predicted model, not a curated record. Bases 1 to 5826 code for a protein of 1941 amino acids. Gene Ontology annotation, biological process: vesicle-mediated transport. The transcript is spliced from 3 exons. Gene Ontology annotation, cellular component: membrane. NCBI's taxonomy places the organism in Eukaryota, Evosea, Eumycetozoa, Dictyosteliales, Dictyosteliaceae.